Molecule: messenger RNA, 285 nt
Organism: Gryllus bimaculatus (two-spotted cricket)
Lineage: Eukaryota; Metazoa; Arthropoda; Insecta; Orthoptera; Gryllidae
Source: the annotation of a GenBank genome assembly
AUGCGGCGGGGAGACCCCGAGGACAACUACGCUGCAGAGGCAACAGUGCUGCUGAUGAGCUGCCGCAGCCCAGCCAAUACAGUUACGGGCUGCCGCCAGAUGGCGUCGUUGAAAAUGACGCAAUGUCUGCCGCUUGUGAUGCUGACGGCCCUGGCGCUCCAUGGGUUUGCACAGGACACCCCGCAAGCGAUGCGCGCCUACGAGAUCUUCAGAGAGCUUGUCAUGCGCUUUGUGGACAGCAGGCCGUCCGUCCAGCGCCACAUACAAACACUCAGAAGCAUGGAU